Labeo rohita (rohu) is the source of this 1706-nucleotide messenger RNA. RefSeq names its product RASD family member 2b (gene rasd2b). The record is from RefSeq and is a predicted model, not a curated record. The coding region runs from base 12 to 1178 and encodes 388 amino acids. Lineage: Eukaryota; Metazoa; Chordata; Actinopteri; Cypriniformes; Cyprinidae. Gene Ontology annotation, molecular function: GTPase activity; GTP binding. The transcript has 2 exons.
GGUAGAGGUGGAUGUAUCCGAUAAACAUAAAACAGAUCUGCCUGUCUUCAAUGUGUCCCGUCAUGGACCAGAGUGUUAAAGCGGCUGCAGCCCUACAGGUGAUCCAGCAGCACCAGACGCGCUCUCUGCCAAGCACCAGCUCUCCAAGCGUCCUGCUGGCGUACAAAAACGCGACGCAGAGACUCGGCGCGACCGGCUUGAAAGUCAGCACGCUCUCCAAAGCAGGAAUGGGAAUCCUGAAACUGGCCACGACGCAGCUCAAGCAGCAGGAGAAGAAGGCGAGGGUGGUGCGAGCGUCCAGUCUGGGUAAAGCGCUCCCGGCGCCCGUCGACAAAAAAUCCCCGCUGGACCAACUGGCCGAACUGGUUCUACAUGGGCACGCUCGCCUCCAGCCGCUGGCGAAUGAACCCCAAGUUACCAAACCGCAAAACUGCAGGCGGAUUGUGGUGCUCGGUGCGCCGCGGGUCGGCAAGACCUCCAUUCUGCGCCGCUUUCUGCGCGAAGGCUUUGAGGAGCGAUACGAGCCUACAAGUGAAGAUUUCCACCGGAAACUCUACCAAAUUCGCGGGGAAACCUACCAGAUAGACAUACUGGACGCGUCCGGCGAGAGGAGCUUCCCUGCCAAGAGGAGACUGUCCAUCCUGACCGGUGAUAUAUUCCUGCUCGUCUUCAGUCUCGACGACCGCAGCUCAUUUGAGGAAGUUCGCGCUCUGCACGCCGAGAUUGUCGCUGCUAAAACGGCCUUGCACCGAUCCAAACAGAAAGUCUGCGUACCGACGGUAGUCUGCGCGAACAAAAUGGAUUUGCCCUCCGAGCAGCGCGUCGUGUCGCGGACUGAAGUGCUCCGCGCGUUUGGCAACGGCUGUGCUCUGUUCGAGACCUCCGCCAAAGACAGUGUGAAUCUGGAGCAGGUGUUCGAGGCGCUGGCGCGGCGCGGCGGGCUCCCCGUCGAGACCGGACCCUCGCAGCACCGUAAAGUGUCCAUCCGUUCGUACCAGGCGCUCCGGGCGGCGCGGCAGGUGGAGAAAGGGAGCAAACCGGCCGUUUGCGAUGCUCCGUGCGGGGCGCUCUAUCCUUUGGCCCGCAGACCGAGUUUCGGCACAGACCUGAGGCUGGUCCUCGGUCCCAAAGGCAACAGAAAACAGAGCAAAGCGAUGGACAAGUGUCAGAUUCAAUAAAGCAAUCAAGACUGAGAAAAAGAGAUCUUUCAGCUUUCAACAAAGAACACUGACAAUAUUUCAUCCUUUGAAGAUGGACCACAAUCCUUUUUACAUAUAUAUAAAACUGACCAUUGCAUUUUAAUGAUUACUUUGACAUUGCAACGCAAUUAAAACCAUUUUUACUGAUGUACGGAGUCAUAUACUUGUACAAUUUUAUUCUGCUUAGUGCAUUUUAAUCUGGGAGGAACAAUGCAGCACUGAUAUUGAUUUAACAUCAAACAGUAAUUGAAGAAUCCUCAUUACAAACCCUGCUGAAGACCUGAAGGCCAUAUUUAAUGACUUGAAUGAAAAUACUGUGAUUAUGUCUGAGACAUGACAAACUGAAUUGGCCUGAGGCCACUUUUAUUGCUCAGAGCCUCGUUUUUAUGGUGUCUUUCUGAUAAAAAUCCACUGAGAAUGACUGAAAAGCCUGUUGAGAGAUUGGUUUGUUGAAUGCAUGUGAUCCUGUAUUAUAUUUUGAAUAAAACAUUUUCAUACAAAGCCUGA